Oppia nitens is the source of this 606-nucleotide messenger RNA. RefSeq names its product metalloproteinase inhibitor 1-like (gene Timp). The transcript has a single exon. Lineage: Eukaryota; Metazoa; Arthropoda; Arachnida; Sarcoptiformes; Oppiidae. Gene Ontology annotation, cellular component: extracellular matrix. The coding region runs from base 130 to 606 and encodes 158 amino acids. Gene Ontology annotation, biological process: negative regulation of membrane protein ectodomain proteolysis; negative regulation of endopeptidase activity. Gene Ontology annotation, molecular function: protease binding; metalloendopeptidase inhibitor activity. The record is from RefSeq and is a predicted model, not a curated record.
UUUACUUAAUUUGCAUUUACUGUAUACACAUAAUUGAUAUUCAAGUUUUUGAAUUUAUUAUAAUCAAGUUUUUAUAAUUAAUUGGCAUUUAUUUAUUUUUCUAAUAUUUUUUAAAUAAUAUUUAAAACUAUGGGUUUAAAACUACUGUUUCUAUCGAUAAUCAUAUUGUGUUGGCUGACCAUCGACUCUGUCGGCAGCUGUUCCUGCAGUUGGAAACCAAAUGAUAGGCAUUUUUGUGAUUCAGAUUUUGCCGCUCUGGUCAUUGCCAACAACCGAACCGUCGAUAACGAUAGCACAGUGUAUGGCAUCGAUUUGUGGCGAGUCUAUCGGUUCCGCGACGGUGUGGCAAAUGAGGCACUGAUGCGGCGCCAACUGUGGACCGGAACUUACGACAGUUUGUGCGGUAUUGGGCUAUCAAUAGGCGAUCCAUAUGUGGUGACCGGUUAUCUCGUGAACGGUAAGCCGAGAAUAAAUAUCUGCGGUUUCAAUAAACUCUGGAAUGAUAUGACAGUCGAUGAAGAAAAUGGAUUCAAUUCGGAGUACAGAAAGUUGUGUCCGAAGAAUUCGCCAUUAAUUUUAUCGCGAAUUCGUUCAAAUUAUAAUUGA